UGAUAAUUGCUGCCUGUCCCAUAAUAUUGAAUAGCACAGUGUUUCUGGAGAGAAAGUGGUGGAGAAAAUAAAGAGAUGAAGUGUUUAUUUGAUGUGUCUGCUGUACAUCCUGCCUUUAAGAAGCCUGGCACAUACACAGAAGCUCCUUACUGCAGGACUGAAACUUCAGAGCUAAAACGUCGACUUGGACCGGGAAUGUACAAUGAUGAUCUUGGGGAUUUCAGCCCAGCUGCUAUCCAGAAAAAAGUGUCAGGGCCAGGGUGGAAAAGAGCGGAAGAAACCGCAAGACUAAAAGAAAUGCCUCACCUUCUCUAUAAAGAGACAUGGGAUCGAAUUAAAUUAUUGAAUCAAAAUAUGGGUCCAGGUCGUUACAACAUCAAGUCAUUUGUAGAGCUGAUGGCACAGAAGCCGUCUAGCAUACACGGUGUGUGUAGCACCAGGAACGCUCGCUUCAAGACUGAUCAGAAGGACUGCAAUCCUGGCCCUGGGAGUUAUGGUAAGGGUGGGAACCCGUAUUCGCAGAUAGAGGAGAAAGCCGCCCAUCCCACCAGCGCUAGGGGAAUCAUGGAUAGCGGGACCAUUAAACAUCCUGCACCACAAAGCACAGGAUGUGACUUGGGACCAGGCACCUACAACUUGAAAAGUUCCAUAGAUGAAGUUUUGAGUCAUGUUGUUGGGAAAAGAGGACCCUAUGACCUGUUGUCUGGAUCCCGAGCUCAGCCUGUGCUUUAUGGAUACUUUGCGUCACCAAAAAUAAAAGAAUCAGAACCUGGCGCAUACAAAAUAAAGUCUUUCACUGAAGAACUGGAGAAUGAGCAAAACAAAAAGCACGGAUUAUUUGGCAAGAUCCCACAGUAUCCCGAAGUCCCAGCAGAGAGAAUUUACCACAGUUCCUUGGCUCACUACCCCCGGCCGGCUAAUUUUCCUGGACCUGGAUCCUAUGAGACAAAAACAAUUUUUGUGAAAAAGAACCAGUCCGUCCCCCUUCCUUUCCUCAGCUAAGCGUUUU
Bombina bombina (fire-bellied toad) is the source of this 1009-nucleotide messenger RNA. It is a transcript of the gene CIMAP2, whose product is annotated as lymphocyte expansion molecule. The record is from RefSeq and is a predicted model, not a curated record. The transcript is spliced from 8 exons. The coding region runs from base 76 to 1002 and encodes 308 amino acids. NCBI's taxonomy places the organism in Eukaryota, Metazoa, Chordata, Amphibia, Anura, Bombinatoridae.